AUGCCGACGCACCACGCUUCGUUCUCGAGCCCCUUAAGAAAGGAACAAUCACGUUGUUCCGGCAGGGUCCCGCGUGGACGUCACACCCGGGCGGCGUCUGAGACGACGACGGCGGCGGCGAUGACGAUGGGGACGCGCGUGCAUCUCGGCACGGCGCCGGAUAUCCGAACCGCCGUUCGCCGCGCGACGUCGACGUCGAUUGGCCGCCACGCGCGUCCGGCGCCGUCGCAUCAAUCACCGCCCCCAUCGACGCGUGGUUCAUCGCGGAGGAGGACGCGCGGCGUUCGAACGCGGGGGGCGCACCAUCCGCGCGUCCACGCCGCGUCCAUCGCCGCGUCAUACGAUACCCCCGAUGCGCCCGCGCCGGGGGCACAUCCCAGGGCGCAUCGGUACGAGCACCCGCCGGAGACGUACCGCUCCGCGCCCGGCGAAAAGUUCCUCAUGCAGUUCGGCGAGUCCAUGCGGAUCGAGGAGCUCCCCGAGGGCACCCGGGUCGUCUACCCGGGCGUGCGCAAGAACGCGCCGAGCUCCCCGAGCGCGAUGCGCGCGAUGGUCGAGCGCGCGCUGGACGAUCCGGUGGGCCAACCCCCGCUCCGGGAGAAGAUCCGAGCCCUGGUCGCCGCGAAAGGAUCCACCGGCGCUAAGAUCCUCUUCGCGUUCGACGACGUGUCGCUUCCGCUUCCCCCGAUGCGAUCCCCCGACAUCAGGCGCGUCAUCAUGGAGGAGUGCGAGCGACGCGUCGUCGAGGAGGGCGUGGACCCGAGUUGCGUCAAGUUCGUGUGCUCCAUCGCGCUGCACAGGUUCAUCCGUCCGGAUGAGUUUCGACACAUCUGCGGCGACUACCUGUACAAUAAGUACUCGAAGUUGGGAGCGGUCUCAAACUACAACGCGGUGGACGAGGAGCACAGCGUGGUCAUCGGGCGCACCGAACUCGACGAGGAGGUCAAGGUGUGCAAGGACUUCGCCGAGGCGGACAUGCUGAUAUACGCCAACUGUAAUUACGUCGCCAUGGACGGAGGGUACAAGAGUUACGCCACGGGCCUCGUGCACUACACGACUCUCAGAUACAACCACGACUCGGAGACGCUGAAGAAGACUCGGUCGUUGAUGGAUCCCGCCCGAUCUUCGCUGCACGCGUCCAUCAUCCGCAUCGGCAAGGUCAUGCAGAAGCACACGGACGUGUUUCACGUGGAGACGGUGUUGGACGACAACAGGUUUCCGUUUUAUCUCCGGUGGGUCCAGAUCUUAUUCCGGCGAAUGAACUGGAUACAGAAGGCGAUGGCGAGGAUAUCCUGCUUCUUCCUGAGGUUCCUGCCAAACUGGCUCCGGCUCUGGAUCUUCUGGGGACCGCUGGUCCGCGGGCAGUUCGGCUUGGUUCAGUGCGUGGCUGGCGAGACCGAGGCGGUGCAUAAACGAACUUUGGAAGCCAACUACGAAGACGCCAUCGUCGACGUCGACGGCCAGGCGGACGUGCUCAUCCUCGCGCCGACGUGCAUCGGCCCUUACACCAAGGACACCUACCUCAACCCGCUGCUCGUGAACACCUACGCGCUGGGAUAUUACUACAACAUGUACGUGGAGGGUGUUCCGUUGCUCAGGCAGGGCGGCGCGAUGAUCGUGGUCAACCCCAUGCCGUACGAUUGGACAGAGCCGACGCACACCGCGUACAAGGCGAUAUUCGAGGAGGCUGUCGCGCCGUUGGGCCCAACGCGCUUCGAGGAGCAGCAGGAGCGCUUCGCGACGGACGAGGCGCUCAACGACAUAUACCGUAAGGGUCUGGGCCCGGCCGCGGUGCACGGGUUUUACAUGUACACCUGGGCCGCGCACGGCAUGGAAAAGGUUGGCAAGGUUUUCGUCGUCGGCGCCGUAGACGCGCGAGGUCCGGAUGUUCUCGGGUGGGAGCGACACGACUCCGUGGUCUCCGCGGUGCGCGCGGCGAAGGAGUGGCUGAGGGGGAGGGGAACGAAGGAACCGGACGCGACGUUUUGGCAGUGUCCGCCGGUCGGUUACGCGAGGGUGAGCGUCGGGAGCGAGGAGGAGAGAGCCGCGAUAGUCGCGGGAAACGUGUGCAAAAAGACGGGCCGGCCUCGCGGCAACUGA
Messenger RNA from Micromonas commoda, 2100 nucleotides. RefSeq lists its product with no specific name. Lineage: Eukaryota; Viridiplantae; Chlorophyta; Mamiellophyceae; Mamiellales; Mamiellaceae. Gene Ontology annotation, molecular function: lactate racemase activity. The transcript has a single exon. The record is from RefSeq and is a predicted model, not a curated record. The coding region runs from base 1 to 2100 and encodes 699 amino acids.